GCUAUUCGCAAAGUAAACUGCUAUCAUACGUGGUUUGAUAAAAUCGUGUAAUUUGUCGACGUAAUUUGUAAUGAUUCGUUGUGUUUUUUGAAAAUAAUAAUUUUUAAGAUAUUUAUCGAUAUUAUUGGAAGGUGACAACGUAGUUGCGCCGCGGAAACUCCAAAAUUAGUUUGCACAUGGUGCAAACAUUGGUUGUUGCCAAUAUGGCCGAUGAUACCAUGAAUAGCAGUUCUCGUGGAGAACCGCGCGGAGAACCGGAGAGAAAAGUUUCUAAGGGGAAAGCUCCGGCUAAGAAAACAUCGAAUGUGUUGGACACACCGUCUAACACACCGUCUAACACAAACAAUGAUCUAAAUAAUAACAUUAUUAUGGAGUGUUUGAAAAACAUUCAACAGUCCCAAACGGCUCUCAUAAAUAGAAUAGAGGCCAUUGAACAUUGCAGUUACGAGUACGACUGUGGUGAUUAUUUUGACAACGAAGAAAUUGACAAUUUUGACGAGGCGGGGCCGUCUCGUAAACGAAGUUUAGAGUCUGAAGAAAGUGGAAAGUCCAGUAAAUUCGCCAGUUUGGCAAAGAAAUUUAAACCAACUGAUGUCUGUGGUAACGACAUUGACGAAUAUUUGGCGAAUAACGUCACUGAUUUAUUCAGAAAAGGAAUGCACGAGGAACUGUAUGAAAAAACAGUAAAGGAUGAGAAUUGCCCACGUCCAGGCAAUUGUGAUGGCUUGAUGGUUGCCAAAAUGAAUAAACUAGUGUGGGAUGUCAUGUCUCCACAGACUAGGCGCAAAGACAAGAAAAUGCAACAAAUUGCAACAUCUAUAGUGAAGGCAGGCAUAUUUUUGACAAAAACUAUGACCAUGUUAGUGGCCAAUGAACAGGAUAAGUCGGAAACAGAAAGGGAAAAACAAAUUUUGGACAGUUGCAAUGAUGCGUUGGCUCUCAUGGGGCAUGCAAACUACCAGGUGAAUAUGAUGAGGCGAGAUAUGUUGCGCCCAAAACUAAAACGAGAGUAUUCUCAUUUGUGUACACACUCCCUUCCAGUUACAAAGGAGAUGUUAGGUGAUUACAUUUCCAAAACAGCUAGAGAAAUCGAGGACUCGGCUAAGAUCGGUUUUAAAAUGUCUGGACAGUAUGGACGAGGCAAUUACAUGUACAGGGGUAGACCUGGAUUACGAGGCCGGAAUAGAGGCUACGGGCAAAUGAGAGGACGUGGACAGAGUCCUUUGGCUUACGCCUACCCUUCACAAGGGCCAUUAAAGUAUGGACAGGAUCCAAAAAACCUGCCUCGGAGAGGAGGGGUCAAAUACAGAACUUAGACAAAUCUGAUCAGUCGCUGCAUUGGAAAGAUCCAGAGGGA
This is a messenger RNA of Dreissena polymorpha, 1357 nucleotides long. RefSeq lists its product as uncharacterized. The coding region runs from base 177 to 1316 and encodes 379 amino acids. Lineage: Eukaryota; Metazoa; Mollusca; Bivalvia; Myida; Dreissenidae. The record is from RefSeq and is a predicted model, not a curated record. The transcript has 2 exons.